Papilio polytes (common Mormon) is the source of this 2920-nucleotide messenger RNA. It is a transcript of the gene LBR, whose product is annotated as delta(14)-sterol reductase. Gene Ontology annotation, biological process: sterol biosynthetic process. Gene Ontology annotation, cellular component: nuclear inner membrane; endoplasmic reticulum membrane. The record is from RefSeq and is a predicted model, not a curated record. The coding region runs from base 301 to 2301 and encodes 666 amino acids. Gene Ontology annotation, molecular function: oxidoreductase activity, acting on the CH-CH group of donors, NAD or NADP as acceptor. Lineage: Eukaryota; Metazoa; Arthropoda; Insecta; Lepidoptera; Papilionidae. The transcript is spliced from 3 exons.
UUUUUCUGUUACGUCGUUGACGCUUGGCUUUGCUUUGCGUUGGUAUUGAUGUGGAUUUGGAUUGUAAUGUUUUGUUUUGUCACACGCGAAUAACUAAGUUAUAAAUGUAUUAAUUUGAAUAUAUUUACCGCUGAAGAUAUCAUUGGCCAUUGAUAGCUAUAUAAUUUAUAUUAUUUUAGAUGAAGCGUCAUAAGCUACGUGUGGGGUUGUUAAUUUUAGAAGUCAAACGUGAAGCGUAACAGGAAAGUUUAGUGUAAAUGCACUGAUUUUUACUAUUUGUGUUGUGGUGUGUUUAAUGUUAUGAUGUCUACUAGAAGCGGUAGAGUAAGACAGAGUUUGAUAGAACCUUCGCCUCGUUCGCGUAAGGGUAUUUCACCAUCACGAUCUCCUGCUAGGUCUAGAAAAAGUUCUCCUGCUACGCGCUCAUCGAUCCAAAAAUCCCCAUCUCGUAAAUCGCCUACUAGAAAAUCGCCUGCUCGUAAAACUAAAAACACGGCUUCAAAGUCACCGUCGAGACCAGUCAAAGAAACCGAGACUGCUACAGUAAGUACACCAAGUAAACGGCAAUCUCUGAGGUCAAAUGUAGAGAUUAAAUUAUCUGAUAUAGGCGAUAAGGAGCUCUAUCGGACUACACGUUCACGUCUUAUUGAAUAUUCAAUAGGAGAUCUGCAAUCUAAUGCAACAGAAUCUAACUUGAUAGUAGAUGAUCAUAAAAAUGGUUUCGAAUCUAGCUUUACUACGUUCAGUGACUAUAACUUCCGCAUUCGUAAACCUCUUGAAGUACCACAACGCAUGUCCAGGAGAUUACAACAGUUUGCAGACAGUUCAGACAGACGAAGCAUCAGUAAAUCAAUCAGUGAGAGAAGUAAAUCAAUUAGCAAGUCUAUAAGCAAAUCCAUUGGUACAAUAUCAGACGAAGAGAAUUCAGAAGAUGAACUCCCCAGAAGGAAAUCUACAUCUGUCACAAGACGAUUAGCAACACCACUAAGGGCAAGUGUAGCAAAAUUGUUGCCAGUUAAUAAGAAAUUUGAAUUUGGAGGCAAAAUGGGUCCAAUAUUAUUAAUAAUAUUAAUACCUUUGACUGUAUUUUUUAUAUUAAUGUCCGGUUCUAAACUCUGUUCACACAGUCAUCUUCAUGAUUUGUCUAAAUUUAAGUCUAUUAAUAUUUGGUUCAAUUACGAGUCAGUAGUACUUCUUGGAGUUCAGUACUUAAUUCAGGCUUUGCUUGUCAUUUUGCCUGUUUUCGGCCAAACCAACAAAGACAAUGAUAAAGGAAAGAAGCAGUGUUUUAAUGCAUUUUUCUCUACUAUACUUACUACUAUCAUCUUGUUUUCUUUAAAUUAUAUAAAGAAAGUAAAUGUUGAUGCUAUAAUGAAGUUAUAUUUGAGUUUAGCGGCUACAUCAUAUAUUGCUAGUGUUUUAGUUGCCUUAUUUCUAUAUGUCAAGAGCAGGAAAAUGGACUCGGAAUUAUUAAACCCAUAUGGGAACACAGGAUAUUUUAUAAAUGACUUUUUUGUUGGAAGAGAAAUUCAUUCAUUUAUAAAAAAAUUUAACAUUAAACUAUGGGUUUCCCGAGUAUGCAACAUAAAUACUCUUAUUCUAUCGAUACUUAUUUUCAAAUGUGGCUUUCAACUACCAACAACAGACAUUCAAAUGCUUUCGUUGGAAAACCUCAAGGAGUUUAUAAGUAAAGUGCACUACAAACCCACUAUUGUGCUAUACUCAAUGAUGCAAAUAAUAUACAUAUUGAAUUAUAUCUUAAAAGAGCAUAAAAUAACAUCAACUUUCUACUGGCAAUCUGAAGGGUUAGGGUAUCUGCAGAUAGUUUGUAGCGCCCUCUAUCCUUUCUAUUUCACAAGUAUAUCUAAAUAUGUAGUUGAUGUUGAAUUAGAGAUGUCUACUAAUGCAUUAGUUGCCGCAUUAACACUGUUCCUGUUGGGAUUCCUUAUAAUGCUUAUAAGUAACAAUAUUAAACACGAAUUCCGGAAAAAUCCAUUCCAUCCUAAUGUUACAUGUUUAGAUUCAAUGCCUACGUUCCACGGCAACAAGCUGCUGGUAUCCAACCUUUGGGGAACUCUUCGUCAUCCAAACUACACUGGUGAUAUCAUAAUACAUAUAGCGUUUGCUUUACCAGGCAUUAUUACUAAGAAACCUAUAGCAGCAUUGCCUGCAGUGCUAACUAUGUUCGUUUUAUUACAUCGUGCAUGGCGUGACCAUAACAGAUGUUUACAACGCUAUGGAUCUGCCUGGCAACGUUACUGCAAGAGAGUGCCUUCGGUGAUUAUACCUAAGAUAUUAUAAUUGUCAUUAGAGUAAGCUCUCAUGGCUGAAUGACGACAAUUACUUUGACAAGCUAUAUUUUUACAGUACUACGUUUCUAGAUAGUACGAGCAAGUCUGAGAGCUCAGUAUAAUAUAUCAAUAGACAGAUGUUACAUACUCUGAAAAUAAUUAUUUGCAAUUAUGUUUAAAAGAUUGUAGGGAUGCAAUCGUAAUGUCUGCUCUAUAACUAUUUUUGUAUUUUGUAAUCUCUAUGGCAAUCGUCAUUUGAUCAACUUUGAAUUAUUUGACAUUUAUUUAUGUUUGCUAUUUGAUAUAGCUGGUUUUUCUAUGUUUUUGUAAAGUAUUUUUAGUUAGCACCAAAUAUGAAAGAUUGAAUGAGUUAUGGUCUUUCAGCACAAUUUACUUAGCAGUUGUUAAAACUGUACUUAGUGUUAUGCUAUAUUUUUUAUAACUGGUAUAUUUUGUUUAGGAGGUUUUAAAUUACUUUGACUACAAAUUAUACUUUUUUGAUGUUAUUAGAAAAUUGGACUAUAACAGUCAAUAAUGGAUCACUCUAACGUCUUUUUUUCUAAAAGAAAACAGUGAAAACAGCCUUACAAAUAAACGCGGUAAAAUUUAAACUUAGUAAUAAACUGGGU